CGCCCAUUGACCGCCGUGACGUCACAGGUGGAAACUUGUGCGCGCGAAGGGCGAGAGCCGCCGUCGCUUUACAGUCGGAUGGAGUGAAGCGAGACGCCGGCGGCAGGUGACGGAUUGGUGCGAACAGGAUGCCCGACCAGCUGGAACACCUGCCUCGACUGACACACCUGCUGCCAUGCAGGGAGGCUCAGAUCAAAACGCUCCUCUUGCUCCUUGGAGAGCCGGAACAUUAUAGCUACCCAUCCAUUUUUAUCUAUGGGCACCGAGCGUCAGGAAAGAGCCAUGUGACCCUCACUCUACUGAAGGAACUGAAGAUGCCCCAUGUGGUGGUGAACUGCGUGGAGUGUGUGUCACUGGGGCUGCUCUUUGAGCAUGUGCUACUAUCCCUCUUUGGCUCCUCGCACACAUCCCUGCCCCGCGGCCCAUCCCUGUCCGACUUUGUGAGGCUGUACCGGCAGCUGUGCUCAGAGGACCCUGCCAAGCAGACACGCUACAUUGUGCUGGACCAUGCAGAACUCCUCAGGGAUAUGAGUGCCAAUCUCCUGCCCGGGUUCCUGCGUUUACAGGAAUUGGUGGAGGACAAUGUGACGGUGAUCUUCCUCAGUGAGAUCGUGUGGGACAAGUUCAGACCUAAUACAGGCUGCUUCGAACCCCUGCUGCUACACUUCCCCGACUACAGCAAAGUGGAGCUCCAGCAGAUCCUUGCCCAGGACAGCUGUCCCUCCUACUCCCCUGAGCUCUACUCCUCAUACAUCAGCAUCCUGCUGGGCGUCUUCUACUCCGUGUGCAGGGACCUGCGGGAGCUCCGCCACCUGGCAGCUCUCAACUUUCCCAAAUUCUGUGAGCCUCUGGAGAAAGGAGAAGCAAAGGAAAGUGAUGCUCACAAAUUAUGGCGAAAUAUAGAACCUCACCUGAAGAAAGCCAUGCAGACGGUGUACUUGAGAGAGGUGUCCAGUGUUCAGUGGGAAGAGCAGCAGCAGAAGGAGGAGAAGGAGGUGGGAGAGCUGAGAGGUUUGUCAGCCUACACCCACGUGGAGCUCCCCUACUACUCCAAGUUUCUGCUGAUCGCAGCCUAUCUAGCCUCUUACAACCCGGCACGCACUGACCGCCGCUUCUUCCUUAAGAAUCAUGGGAGGAUAAAGAAGACUAACUUCUUGAAAAAGCACGAGAAGACCAGCAACCACCUACUGGGACCCAAGCCAUUCCCCUUGGACCGUCUGCUGGCCAUCUUCUACAGUGUGGUGGAUAGCAGGGUAGCCCCGACCGCCAGCAUUUUCUCCCAGAUCUCUUCUCUGGUGACCCUGCAGCUGCUCACCCAGGUGGGUCACGACGACCAGCUCGACUCGCCCAAGUACAAGUGUGCCGUGUCUCUAGGCUUCGUCCGCGCCAUUGCUAGGACGGUGAGCUUCGACAUUGUCAGGUACCUGUACGACUUCCUGUGACACGGGAUGAUGAAGACGUCGUCACCAUUGUGCACGUGGAAGCGAUGCGAGCGCUACUGUGUGGGGAGCUGACCCACCUUGCUAGAGUCUACCUCUCCACCCGUAUGUGCCAUGGCAGAACUGUCUGUGUGCCUCACACAAGUGCUUCUUUCUCGCACCACUUGAUGUACGCUCACACACUCUCGCACACUCCGUCUGUAUAGAUGUUUGACAGUAAAGUGUUUAUCGUUGUUUGUUUCCACACUCGUUUAUUUCCUCAAUGAAGCACCCAUGUGCUGCGUUGGACAAAAGGUUGUUGAUCAUGGCUGGAUGGAUGGAAGGUUUUUCAUUCACUCAGAGAAAGAUUACAUGAAAAGUCCACCUGUCAGCAUUGGCUGGUCAUGCGUUCCAGCCCUUCGCUCAACCCUCUGGCUGUGUUUCCUCUUUUUUUGAAUACACCUCAUCAAGUGAAGUCCAUCUCCUCACACCGGUAGUAUUCUCAUGUUCAGGAGUUCAAAGCUGCAGUGUGUCACAUUCCCACCUCACCGUCACGGCGA
Scleropages formosus (Asian bonytongue) is the source of this 1978-nucleotide messenger RNA. It is a transcript of the gene orc5, whose product is annotated as origin recognition complex, subunit 5. Gene Ontology annotation, biological process: DNA replication initiation; DNA replication. The record is from RefSeq and is a predicted model, not a curated record. The coding region runs from base 129 to 1442 and encodes 437 amino acids. The transcript is spliced from 15 exons. Gene Ontology annotation, molecular function: DNA replication origin binding. Lineage: Eukaryota; Metazoa; Chordata; Actinopteri; Osteoglossiformes; Osteoglossidae. Gene Ontology annotation, cellular component: nuclear origin of replication recognition complex; nucleus.